Molecule: messenger RNA, 1422 nt
Organism: Daphnia carinata
Lineage: Eukaryota; Metazoa; Arthropoda; Branchiopoda; Diplostraca; Daphniidae
Exons: 4
Coding region: 204-1031 (275 amino acids)
Biological process (GO): regulation of transcription by RNA polymerase II
Cellular component (GO): transcription regulator complex; nucleus
Source: RefSeq, a predicted model, not a curated record
AAAGAAGUUCUUGUUUAUACCGAAGCGUCGUUUUGUAGCAGACUGUUAUUCUGAAAAUUAGAAUAGGUUGAUUUUUGUUGUUUGUUUGGAAUUUUUUUUCACAACAAAGGUGUUGUUAAAGUACUACAGUUCUCAAAUAAAUUUUUAUGCCAUAGAUAAAGAGCCUUUCGGGUUUUUUUAUCUCUACGUUUUAUUCUCGUAAUAUGGAAUUCGACGAUGAGCGAUUCUUGACUUUAGUGUUCCAAUAUCCUUGCAUAUACGACAAUCACGAUCCCAAUUAUAAAAAUACCGACAGCAGAGAAAUAUGUUGGGCUGAUAUAGGAAAUGAGUUGCACUGCAGUGAUAUUGAAUUCCUUAAGAAGAAAUGGGACAUAUCUAAAGAAAAAUUUCGCCGAAUAAGGAAAAGAAUGAUAAGGUCUGAUCAACCCAGUCUGGCAAAUGAGUGGCCAUUGUAUCAUGUGAUGCACAACUACUUUGAUCAGUUUAUUAAAACAAGAAAUCGCCUGCGUGCCUCUGACAGGAGAGAAAUGGAGAAUUGUCAAGGGGAACUAGGUGCUUCCCACCAUUCAGAAAACUCCCUUCUAGUGGAAUCCAAAUUGUUUGUUGGGUCAAACCCUUAUGUACACCACGAUCUUCCUCAGUCUGGGUCAACAGCUUGUGUUGAUGGAGGAGGUGAAACAUCAUCCUUCAUUUCACCCAGCCCAGCGUCUAGCCCUGAACAUCAUUCGGACGACAAUAUAGUUGAAGUAUCACUCAGAGCUCCCAAGUCCAAAAAGCUCAAAAGAACAUCUUCAGAAGGGAAUUCCUCAGCAUUACUGUGUGAAGCUAUGAAAAUUUGGAGUGAUUCAAUCCAACAAAACCAAAGAAAUAAUGCUGUUCCCAUUUCCCCAAUAAAUUCCUCCACAGAUGAAAUAACUCUAUACUGUUUAAGUUAUGCAGCUAGACUGAAAACCCUUCCAUCAGAAGCUGUUGAUGAUAUCCGCUGUCAAAUGGAAAAUCUCAUGAGAGAAGCGCGACUGAAAUUUAAAUGAAUCAAAAUGCACAUUGAAAUAAAUCCAUAUUUUAUAAAAUAAAGUUAUGUUAUUUUCCGCUAAGUGCAUCUUUAGUGUAAAUUAGAAAAGCUGAUUUACCACUAUGCCUCAAAGAGAGGGCGAAGAUAAUUUAUUGAUUUGUUACCCACAGGCUACCACGAAACAAUAGAUCAUCGCUACCAGAUUUAUGAGACUUGUAUUACCCAGCAGUUUCUGUCAGGGACUUUGCAGUCUUAAGUCUGUUCGGAACCUGGGCUUUUAACUUCACAACAUUUUUCUGGCAAACGUGUAGGCGCCAGCAAUACAUCUCGUCAAUAAGUUACCUUUGUGUUAUGAAUUAUGACAAAAAGAUAUAUCUCAGUGUUGCAUGUUUCUCAAUCCCCCGCUAUGU